AUGACUUCGAGCUUCUCUCCUUUGGAAUCUCCUACUCCGACUCCCACCAGCAUCUACAGUCAGCACUCCAUGGCAUCUCCCGGUUGGCACGAAGCUGGUCACUAUCACAGUCUCCCGAUGGAACGCCGGUCAUCUGCAACUCCCCUGCGAAGCGCAUUCAGAAUGGCCGAUUUGACAUCCGGCGAAGCCAUGGGAAUGCCAUGCGGGCCAAUGGAUCGCCAGGAUCAUAUGCCCAUUUCUGACUACUUUCCUGGUUACGAUGAGAACGUGGACCAGUUUCUGUUACCGGACAAUAUGCCGAAAACCUUCGAGCAGCCCACAUUCCCUUACCAAGCCCCGAUGCCUCAGUAUAACACCAUGGGCCGAAACUACACAUACCGCCCGCAGCAGACGACUUACUUGCCUGAGUCUGCAUCAAAUCCCUGUCUGUCCCGUCCCAUCUUCAAUCCGUCCGAGCGGAUGCCCAACUCCGUCUCAAUGACCAACAUGCUUCAUUGGAUGCCGUCUCAUGAGUCUCUGGCUGCACAAACAAUCGCCCCUCAACAGGCCUUCCCGACACAGGCUGGACCGGCUACCCCACCUUCAUCUUCUUACUCUGAAUUUCCUACAAACAUCCACGGCUUCAAGGCCCACACUCCUUCUACACCUGUCCGAUCUGUUUCUUUGGGAACUCCAUCUGGAUCCGACACUCCUGUCAGCCGACUCUCCGGUCACAAUGAAUAUCAUGACGAAUAUCCCGUUUCACCAGUCUACCGAGACGGUAUGAUUCGCACUCACAUCCACCGCCAACCUACACGCAAAUCCUCGAAGAAGCAGCUUACUCGAUCAAAUCUCAGCUUGGAAAACCUCCCUCCUAUUAUCAAGCAAGUUCAAUUUAAGUGCAAGGAGCCAAAUUGCAAGGGACGCUUCAAGCGACAAGAGCAUCUGAAGCGACACAUGAAGAGUCAUUCUAAGGAAAAGCCACAUGUUUGUUGGGUACCAGGGUGUCAUCGUGCUUUCUCUCGCAGUGAUAACUUGAACGCCCAUUACACCAAGACCCACAGCAAGCGAGGUGGUCGGAAUCGUUAUGUCGCCACUUUGGAUGAGGGGAGCCAAGACUACGACCCUGAUUUCCGUGGACAGUUGACCCCUGAUGGGCGACCCAUCUAUGGAUCGAAAUUGGAGGAUCCGAUGAUCGACUGCGGCGACCUGAGCGUUGACGGCUGGGAUGACUAG
Messenger RNA from Penicillium malachiteum, 1215 nucleotides. It is a transcript of the gene brlA, whose product is annotated as C2H2 type transcription factor BrlA. Gene Ontology annotation, cellular component: Tec1p-Ste12p-Dig1p complex; nucleus; Ste12p-Dig1p-Dig2p complex. The record is from RefSeq and is a predicted model, not a curated record. Bases 1 to 1215 code for a protein of 404 amino acids. Gene Ontology annotation, biological process: sexual reproduction. Lineage: Eukaryota; Fungi; Ascomycota; Eurotiomycetes; Eurotiales; Aspergillaceae. Gene Ontology annotation, molecular function: DNA-binding transcription factor activity. The transcript has a single exon.